This is a messenger RNA of Dichotomopilus funicola, 2745 nucleotides long. Its product is annotated as fungal-specific transcription factor domain-containing protein. NCBI's taxonomy places the organism in Eukaryota, Fungi, Ascomycota, Sordariomycetes, Sordariales, Chaetomiaceae. The transcript has 4 exons. Gene Ontology annotation, biological process: regulation of DNA-templated transcription; DNA-templated transcription. The record is from RefSeq and is a predicted model, not a curated record. The coding region runs from base 1 to 2745 and encodes 914 amino acids. Gene Ontology annotation, molecular function: DNA-binding transcription factor activity, RNA polymerase II-specific; DNA binding; zinc ion binding.
AUGUCGGAUCACGGCGAUACACCUUCACCCCGGUCGUCAUCGGAGCAGGCAAGCUCCAUGUCUCCUCCUCCCGCGCCUGCCUCAACCACCGAGCCUACAUCGUCCUCCAAGAAGCGCGCCUCAGUAGCGGGAGAGGGCAAGGCCACCAAGCGACGGGCCGCGCGGGCUUGUGUGUCCUGCCGGGCUCGCAAAGUGCGGUGCGAUGUUGUUGAGGGCGCCCCUUGCGGGAAUUGCCGUUGGGACGACGUGGAAUGCAUCGUUCAGGAAAGCCGCAGGCGGAAAAAAACUCUCCCGUACAACUGCGGCCCUGCAUCAGCGGGGGCGCGUACUGGGAGUGCCGAGGCACUGCGCACCAAAAGUAUAGGCGCUGCUCCUCCCAUUAUUACGGCCAAUCUUGCGAAGCAGCAGCAACACCAGCGGCCGCAACAACCAACUUUUGUUUCCCAUGGAUCCUUUUCUAUGCCUACCAACGGGGCCAACGGUGGACAGGCCGCUUCAAAUUUACUGUACCAACCGAGCGCUGGUGCAUUCACCGCUCCUGCGUCGGCGACCCUGACCGACUUCUCUCCGGCGACUGCCGGCAUCCCGGAGUCCCCGGCCCUCCUUCACCCGCUCUUCCGGACCGCUCUCGACCGGGCCCACCAUGAGUGGCCGGCGUUCAUCAAGCCCAUUCCGGAUCGGAUCCUGUCCGAAGACCGGCAGUACCUCGUUCAGAAGCAGGUCUUCUCAUUACCGCCCUUACCUCUUCAGAAUGCUCUGCUUGCAGCCUAUGUCGAGUUUGUGCAUCCUUACAUGCCGCUCUUGGAGCUGCAAGACCUGCUUCGGGUGAUCAACGACCGGACCGGGGCGUCGGGCAAACUUAGCCUGUUCCUGUACCAUGCCGUCAUGUUCUCGGCUACCGCCUUUGUGGACGAGAUCCUUCUGAAGGAAGCGGGCUACGAUAGCCGUCGCGAUGCCAGAAGAGCCUUCUUCUCUCGGACAAGGCUCCUCUACGACUUCGAUUACGAGACGGACCGUUUGAUCCUCGUACAAGGUCUGCUGCUUAUGACAUACUGGUACGAGACGCCAGACGACCAAAAGGAUACAUGGCACUGGAUGGGCGUUGCUAUCUCACUCGCCCACACCAUCGGUCUCCACCGCGAUCCGGCCAAGACACCCAUGGUUCCACAGAAGCAGAAGUUGUGGAAGCGUAUCUGGUGGUCCUGCCUCAUGCGUGACCGCCUCGUCGCCCUCGGCAUGCGACGCCCGACCCGGAUCAAGGGCGAAGACUUCGACGUCCCCGUGCUCAACGAGGAUGAUUUUGAGAUCGCCGCCCUCCCUGAGGAGAACCAAUUGCUCGGACCCGAGUGCGCUUUGAUCCGCGACAUGGAGAUGCAGCGCGAGCUUGCCAUCAUGUGCAUCGAAAAGGCCAAGCUGUGCAUGUUCAUCGGCGACAUGCUCAGAGUGCAAUACUCGGUCCUCAGCCGCAGUGGUAUGGGUCCGGAGCACACCACCAACAGCACACACAUGUUGCUGCCCAACAAGAACGGCGAGAACAUGGAGGAAGUCGAGAAUGUCGACCGCCAUCUCCAAGAUUGGCUCGCCAGCCUUCCUACAGCCUGUCAGCACCGGCCCCUCAACACAACGAACGUUACCGAGGCCAACAAGGUCCUGGCCGUGCAGCGUAACCUCUUACACAUGAUUUACCACACCACUAUCUCUGCGUUGCACCGCCCGCUCUUCCUCCCUGCCUCGCCUACCGAAGGCCCCAGCACCCCCGUCGACGUGCAGGAGACUGCCCGCCAGCGGGUCCGCGAAGCGGCCGAGAACAUCACCCGCAUGGCUGCCGAGAUGCGCCAGCACAACCUCGAGCGAUUCCUCCCCACCACGGGCGUGACUGUAAUCCUCCCGGCUAUGAUUGUCCACAUGCUCGACACCAAGAGCCAAGUCCCAGAAACCCGCGACUCCGCGAUCCAAGGCUUAAAAGAAUGCCUUACCGUCAUGAGCAAUCUGCGCAACAUCUAUGCCGCGGCCGAUUUUGCAACCGGGUUCCUCGACGCUCUCCUGCGCAAGGGCAUGCUCGGCCAACAACAGGGCUCGCCUGCUCCCGCGCCUGGCCCCACUGCUGCCACACCGGUGGGCAUGAAGUCUUCCAAGAUGCUCCAUCGUGUCCUUGCCCCGGCACUAAACAUCAGCCCCCAGGGCAUGCUGUCAGGAAUGGCCGACCGGUCGUCGACCCCGCCACCUGAGAACGUGUUCCUGAACUUGCGAACGACCGCCAACGACAACAACCGGAACAAUAUGUUCACCGCCGCACGUUUUUCGCAAGAACCCCCAACCACCAUGGCCCCGACUGCCGCGCAAUUCAUCCCCGAUACCAACGCCGACGACAGCUCCGUUGACUUGUCCGCCCUCGCAGCGGCCGUUGGUGCCGCCACCCCGCCUCACACCGACAGCGAGGAUGCCGAUGUGGAGAUGGCCAAUAUGGCUGAUACCAUCAUCGGUGCUGUCGGCUUGGACUUGAGCGGGGCUAACGCGACUCUUGGUGGGUUCGGGGACGGCGUCACGCCCGGUGGCGGACCGGUUGUGGGUAACCUCGACUUUGACCAGUGGCUACAGUUCCCUGCCGAAGGAGGGCUGAGCACUUCAGAUGACUCGUUUAUGGGCGGUAUGUUUGCUGCGGGAGCUAGUGAGCACCAGCCUCUCCAAGGGGGGUUGGAGCUUGGAAGUGAGUGGAUGAGCCUGCCGGAGGGUAUUAGCCAUUAA